This is a messenger RNA of Hydra vulgaris (swiftwater hydra), 2663 nucleotides long. Its product is annotated as protein zer-1 homolog. Gene Ontology annotation, cellular component: Cul2-RING ubiquitin ligase complex. Gene Ontology annotation, molecular function: protein binding. Lineage: Eukaryota; Metazoa; Cnidaria; Hydrozoa; Anthoathecata; Hydridae. The record is from RefSeq and is a predicted model, not a curated record.
UAUAUCUUGUGUUUUGGAAUCAGCUAAAAUAUAUUUAGAAGCAACAUCAGUUUUUAAUUUCAAUUCAUUGCAAUUAAAACAUCUGUUUGAUAGAACAUAUGUCUGGAUUACCAAAAGCAAUAUUAAACUGGUUGUUAAAUAAUAUCCUUUAAAUUUAAUAUCCCAUAAAAAAUCUUUAUAUUUGAGUGGAGAAUCAUAAACAUGUUAAAUAUUUUAUUUAUAUUUAAUUCUUCAGGAAAUAAUUGGAUUCUGAGAUCAUGUGACUGCAAAAUUUCAAGAAAUGAAUGAAAAUUGGUUGCAAGUUUUUAUUACAAGUUUAGUUCUUCUAUAAAGGAAAAGGUUUUCCAAAAGAUACAAUGCCUGAUACACAAUCCAAUGUAGUGCCAUCUUUAGGUUUUCUUGCUUUAAAAGUAUGCUCGCAAUUCCCACUGCAUACACUUGUUGAAAAGUGCACACAACCUGCUGAUUUAUUUAACAACAAAUCCCUUUCAGAUUCUGUGCAGUAUAUAUGUCUUAAGCCAAACUUUUUUAUACCUAGCAACAUCAGCGAACCUUUGGUACAAUAUAUUCUGAAGAACCAUCCGGAUUUUUAUAUUGAAUUGUUUACAGACACUAAAAGAUGUAGACUUUCUCAGCUUGACCUAUCCGUUAAAUCAAUAAAUUGUUCUCUUAACCAGAAUGCAGUUGAAAAGUUGAUGAUGCACCCAUUAAGCACUCUUUAUUUAAGUGAGUGUAAGUUCUCACUUCAAACAUUUUCUGCAAUUGCUAAUUGUGCAUCAACUUUGCAGCAACUAGAUUUAAGUUUUGUGUCUGGUUUUAAAGGUUGUUUAGUUUUAAAAGAACUUGUUAACUUGGUGAAACUAAACUUGAGGGGUGCAGAUAUAGACUUUAAUAGGAAUCAUUUUAAGCAUAUUGGAAACUUAGUUCACUUGGAAUGGCUGGAUCUAUCAGAAACACCAGUUAAAAUGAUAUUAUUAGAAGAACUUCGGGGUUUGAAGAACUUGAAGUGGCUAUCACUAUACAACUGCACACAGUUGAAAAAUAAUGCUAGGUUAGUUGAUUUACUUUUAAACUUCAAGAAAUUAGUUCAUUUGGAUAUUUCGAGUAACCCAUCUGGAUCUUUUUACUUGGAUAAAUCAUCUAAAAUUGUAACAUCAAAUACCUUAGCAGCCCUGGCACAGUUACCCAUGUUGAUGUCUCUUGAUAUAUCAGGUUCUAUGGGUUUAAAAGGUGAUGACAUGAUACCAUUCCAGAAAAGGGAGCAUAAGUUAUCAUUUUUAGGACUUUAUGAAACAGGCCUCUCAUUUCAUUCAAAUGUUCCUGCUGAUAAAGUUGCUGGGGAAGCCAAUGAGGAACAAAUCCUUUUUGUGAUUGAAACUUAUUAUGAUAGAAUAAAAUUUAUUUCAUCUGCGUUUCGGAAAUUGUUUUCAUUGGUAAGAGACCAUCUCUGUUCCCAGCUAAAACGCUGCAUGGAGAACAUUGUCAAGGCAAUGGAAAGAUUCAAAAACGAUUACGACAUCCAUAUUGCUUCAACUGCCUUACUUUAUCACAUGACCAAAGAGGAUGAUUAUGCAAAUCAGGAUCCCUUACUUAGAAGAGUUAUAGUUAGCGCAAUUUUAACAAGCAUGGAGACUUUUCAACACAGUUUCCAGCUGCAAAAGAACAGUUGUCUCGCUUUGACAAACUACACGUUUCCUGCUGAAGUGGAAUUCAUGUACAUGAGGGUUGUAGAUGCAUUUUUGAUUGCCUUGAUUAAUCAUACAGACAGAUAUUUACAGCGAACUACAUUACUUUUAUUUAAUCACUUGAUUUGUCACAGUACCCAAUCCCAAAAAGAAGAUGUUGGAAAGAGAGGGGCUGUUCACAUAAUUUUGCAAAUAAUGAAUUUAAGAAUUCAAGAUAAUGAGACAUUAGGAGAAGCUUGCAUAUUUUAUUAUCAUUUUUGUAGAAGUGAAGUACUUAUUACUUAUUGUUGGACUUUUUUAUGGAAUAUAACAGAUGAAACAGCUGACAACUGUGUUGAAUUCUUUAAUCGACAUGGAAUGCAAUUAUUUGUAGAUUGUCUUUAUAGAUUUCCUAAUUCUGUAGAACUUCACAAAACAAUGAUGGGUGUUAUGGGAAAUAUUGCAGAGGUUAAGCUAUUAAGACCACUUUUAAUGGAAGAACCCAUUAUUGACUUGUUUAUCUCUCGAUUACAACCUGAGUUUGAUUUGGAAGUUAGAUACAAUUCUGCUGGCAUUUUAUCAAAUUUGCUUGUUGAAGGUGAAAGUGCAUGGAAUCACAGUUAUAUUUCAAGAUGCUGUUGCAUGAUAAAAAUAAUUGAAUCUGUUAAUUCAUGGGAUUUACGAUCAAGAAGAAAUAUAAAUUACAGAUCUUUUAAGCCAUUAUUGAGUUUGCUUGAUCAUUACGAAACGCCUGCUGCACAACAUUGGGCAAUAUGGGCGAUUGCUAGUAUGGCUUCAAUGUAUUCCACAAAAUAUUGUAGAAUGAUUAUUGAAGAGAAUGGGCUCGAGUAUGUUAACAGAUUGCUUCAAUCAAAUCUGAGUCCUGAAACGAAUUAUUUUGCUUCCAUAGUUAUAGAUGCUUGCAUAAAUUAUUAGAAAUAAAAGCUGAUUACGAGGGUAAAUUAAAAUAAAUGUGAUUACUUUGACUUACUCUGUCAA